Molecule: messenger RNA, 3283 nt
Organism: Chenopodium quinoa (quinoa)
Lineage: Eukaryota; Viridiplantae; Streptophyta; Magnoliopsida; Caryophyllales; Amaranthaceae
Product: FT-interacting protein 1-like
Exons: 2
Coding region: 659-2992 (777 amino acids)
Source: RefSeq, a predicted model, not a curated record
CUUCCUUCACCCAAUUACAUACUUUUUCAAGAGAGAGAAAUUGAGCUUGUUUUUCUGAAUGUGACACAUACUAUUACUACCCAUUAACCUUUCUUCUCUCUUCAUUUCUCUCUUCUUUUUCUUUUUUGUGGGUAUCCUUCUUCUCACAUUCUCUCCGAUUCUUCAGAUCCCAUUCUCCUUUUCUAUUUAUCUUUUUAAUUUUCUAACUCUGUUCUUACUCUGUUUUUCACUCAUUUUAUCUGAUUAUUUUUUUGAUUUUUUUCCCUUUUUGAAAUUUUAGUUUAAGGGUGUUAAUCUUCAAUUUGCUACAGUUUGGUGAAACCCUUUUCUUGGAUUCACCUAAUUUAGGGUUUUUUCUCUUCCAAUUUGGUGUCUUUUCAAGCUUCCAGAACUCAGAUUUGAGCGGUUGAGAUCUGUGGGUGAAUGCUUUAACUCAGGUCUUUUUUGGGGUUUUGCAGCUAAUUUAUGUUUUUUCUAAAAAAAAAAUUGAAAAAAAUGUGGAAAGAAAUAUAGUGGUAAGGUGUUGAGUAUAUUUAAGUUGGUGGGUUGAACUCAUUUCCGAAAUUUAAGGGUUAGAUAACAAAAAUUUGAAUUUCAAAAUUAUAUUUGCUGGUUAAAGUUUGAAUUUUUGGUGGAUUGCUAAGGAAAACCCAGUAAAAUGCAGAAACCUCCUCAAGAAGAUUUCUCUCUGAAAGAGACAAAUCCCCACCUUGGUGGUGGAAAAGUAACUGGUGAUAAGCUUACUAGUACUUAUGAUCUUGUUGAGCAAAUGCAAUACCUCUAUGUGAGGGUUGUUAAGGCUAAAGAUUUACCUAGUAUGGAUGUUACUGGUGGUUGUGACCCUUAUGUUGAAGUGAGGCUUGGGAACUAUAAGGGUACGACUCGACAUUUUGAGAAGAAGUCGAAUCCUGAAUGGAGUCAGGUGUUUGCCUUUUCGAAGGAACGAAUUCAGGCAUCGGUUCUUGAGGUUACUGUGAAGGAUAAGGAUGUUGUGAAGGAUGAUUUUAUUGGCCGUGUGUUGUUUGAUCUUAAUGAGGUUCCGAAGAGAGUGCCACCGGAUAGUCCUUUGGCGCCGCAGUGGUAUAGACUUGAAGACAGGAAGGGUGAUAAGGGUAAGGGAGAGUUGAUGUUAGCUGUGUGGUGGGGUACUCAAGCUGAUGAAGCGUUUCCUGAGGCGUGGCAUUCGGAUGCUGCUACUGUUAGUGGGACGGAUGCUCUUGCUAAUAUUCGUUCGAAGGUGUAUUUGUCUCCUAAGCUUUGGUACCUGAGGGUGAAUGUGAUUGAGGCUCAGGACUUGGUUCCGGGUGACAAAGGACGAUUUCCUGAAGUCUAUGUUAAGGCUAUUCUUGGAAGCCAGGCUCUUAGAACUAGAGUCUCUCAGAGCAGGACCAUCAAUCCUAUGUGGAAUGAAGACCUUAUGUUUGUAGCGGCGGAGCCUUUUGAAGAGCCCUUGAUUUUGAGUGUGGAGGAUAGAGUUGGGCCUAACAAGGAUGAAGUGUUGGGCAGGUGUGCAAUUCCUCUGCAAUAUGUUGACAGGCGGCUGGAUCAUAAACCGGUUAACACUAGGUGGUUCAAUCUUGAGAAACAUAUUGUUGUAGAUGGUGAGAAAAAGAAGGAAAUCAAGUUUUCCAGUCGUAUUCAUCUGAGGGUCUGUUUGGAAGGUGGUUAUCAUGUUUUGGAUGAGUCGACACAUUACAGUAGUGAUCUCAGGCCAACAGCUAAACAGUUGUGGAAGCAUAGCAUUGGAGUUCUUGAACUUGGUGUCUUAACUGCACAGGGUUUGAUGCCGAUGAAGGUGAAGGAUGGCCGUCAGACCACUGAUGCUUAUUGUGUUGCCAAAUAUGGUCAAAAAUGGGUGAGAACAAGAACUAUCAUUGAUAGUUUUAGUCCUAAGUGGAAUGAGCAGUAUACAUGGGAGGUGUUUGAUCCUUGCACUGUCAUCACUGUUGGAGUAUUUGACAAUUGUCAUCUACACGGAGGAGGUGGAGGAGAUAAAGGUGGUGGAGCAAGAGAUUCGAGAAUUGGUAAAGUGAGGAUUCGACUUUCAUCCCUUGAAACUGAUCGUGUGUACACUCAUGCAUACCCGCUAUUGGUGUUGCAUCCUUCAGGAGUGAAGAAGAUGGGUGAAAUUCAACUGGCUGUGAGGUUCACAUGUUCAUCGUUGCUGAAUAUGAUGCAUAUGUACUCUCAUCCAUUGCUUCCUAAGAUGCAUUAUCUUCAUCCCUUAACUGUGAGUCAGCUUGAUAACUUGAGGCACCAGGCCACCCAGAUUGUGUCAAUGAGGUUGAGUCGUGCUGAGCCGCCUUUGAGGAAGGAAGUGGUCGAGUACAUGUUGGAUGUGGGAUCUCAUAUGUGGAGUAUGAGACGGAGUAAGGCGAAUUUCUUCAGGAUCAUGAACGUCUUGGGUGGGGUGAUUGCUGUCGGAAAAUGGUUUGACCAAAUAUGCAACUGGAAAAACCCCAUCACCACUGUUCUUAUCCACAUCUUGUUCUUCAUUUUGGUCAUGUACCCCGAAUUAAUUUUGCCCACAAUAUUCUUGUACUUGUUCCUCAUUGGUGUAUGGUACUAUAGAUGGAGGCCAAGGAAUCCACCCCACAUGGACACACGCCUAUCUCAUGCAGAUUCUGCACACCCCGAUGAAUUGGAUGAAGAAUUUGAUACAUUUCCAACUUCUAAGCCAGCUGAUAUCGUGAGAAUGAGGUAUGAUCGUUUGAGGAGUAUAGCCGGGAGGAUCCAGACUGUUGUUGGUGACUUGGCAACUCAGGGUGAGAGGCUCCAGUCUUUGCUGAGCUGGCGGGACCCUAGAGCCACCGCAUUGUUUGUUAUAUUCUGCUUGGUUGCUGCCAUUGUUCUGUAUGUCACACCAUUCCAGGUUGUGGCUCUUCUGACUGGGUUUUACGUGCUAAGACACCCAAGGUUCCGUCAUAAGCUUCCGUCUGUUCCCCUCAAUUUCUUCAGAAGGUUGCCUGCUCGUACAGACUCAAUGUUGUGAAUCUUUGUUGAAUUUGUUUUCCGAUCUUUAGCUGGAUUCAUUUUGGAUAGCACCUAUUUUCCCUUAUGUCAUAAAGAAGCUGCUGACACUCUGGUGCUCAUUUUCUUUCGGUUAGUGGCGAAUGUUAGAUAUGGGUAUGAUGUUUUACCCCUUUUUUCUGCAAACUGGUAGAAUUGUGGUUCUAUGUUUUUGUGUAUCUUGUAGAAUCCGUGGCCUGUAUGUUGACUAUAUGGGAACCGUAUUUAUGUGUUGAUUCUUAAAUCGCGUCUAAUAUAUAUUUUGCUACCUUAA